UUGGUUGCAGUGUUGCUGCAGCAUUCUCCAAUUCACUUUUGAGAACCACAUACCACACAUGACCAGAUCUUAAUGAAGCACACUAACAUGGAUGAGGGACUCAAACAUGAGAAGAUGGCUCAAGUGUUGAAGACUGAGCAAGGGAGGCCUCCCUCUCCGAGACCAGCGGUUCUGGCCAACCAGUGGGACUCUGUGGAGUCGGACACGGAGAGCUUGGCCCAGGAGAGAGCUUACCACCAGCAGCAGCAGCUACAAAUGCCUACUGGGUGCCAUGACCAACACAAAUACAUUCUUCCUCAGAAGGAGAAUGCUGACAGCUUACAGCAGGGAGAUGGAGAGGAUCAAUAUGCAAAUGAUGAUGAAACUGAAGCUCUUCAGGUUUGUGAUAGCCUUGAUGUAGCAGCACACCCCCAUGCCAACAGGAACCCCACCCUGUCACAGACUGAAUAUUUGGAUACACAGAUGGAUGAAAGAGAAGGAACGAGCCAGCUGCUCACUGAUGAUGUCUACUCUGAGCUACGCUAUGACCCCAACUGGAGGACCAACCUGAGGGGAGCCGGCCGCUUCAAUGAGAGUCCACGGACAUCUGUCGAGGAAUAUUACCAAGUACCUAAAGAGAAAUUUAGACAGUCAAGUGGUGACAGCCAAGGACUCAGAAUAAAAGCAGGAUACAGAUACAUCAUCGACACAAGUCCAGCUGCUGUGGUGACUCCUCAUUUGACUGCCGAUGAGUCUGACCAGCCGUACCGCCUACACCCACAACAUGGUCAGACUAGUUCAGUAACAUCUCCCCACUGUCACAACCACGCUUUACAACUUGGAUCACCAGAGGCUGACUAUUCAAAGCCAUCCUGCAUUUUUACUAAAGAUGACAGUGACAAGCGUUCACUAAAAGGAUUCAAAAAGAUGCAUGGGAAUAACUGUGACAAUGCUGGGGAAUACAGCAGGUCUCCUGAGCAGCCCAAGGAUAUACGUGCUAUGUCCAAGAACAUCCAAGAACGCACACAAGGGGGACCCACUCAAAUACAGCAAAUGAGCACAUCCAUAGUUCCCAAGGUUUUAUUGAACAAAAAGCUCGAAAGACUGACCGAGGACAUCGUGGAACGCAACAAAAUAACCCUGGGGCGCAACACAUCCAAAUGUGGCUCCUAUGUAAGUGUGCAUGCACUUAACCGGGAGAUGCCUCAUCAUGUCAAUAAGGGGCAUGGAACUCUGAAGAAGACAGCCAGCGCAGAAAGUCAAGAGGACAGUUCAGACCCCAAGCCAAAAACACAGCAGUUGAGGGUCACCCAGAUCAGUGAAGGGAAGAAAGCCCAGCGGAAAGAAAACCCCAACUGCCCUCCACAGCAGCAGCAGACCCCUGCCCUGGGGGUCAGCGCUGAGUGGGGGGGCCGUCUGAGCUUCCCAUUGGCAAAACCAGCCGCUGCAGGUCAGCCAAACCCUCAGAAGACGACUUCUUCACAGCCUUUGGUCCCCAACAUCCACCUCAACAUCAACCUCAACACUUCAUCCCAUCUCCUUCCGUUAAGCCAGCAGAGGGGCCAGGAAGACAUCAUCAGUUUAGCGUCUCUUCAUGCUUGUCCUAAUUGGAGCCCUGCAUCUGAAGUUGAACUUGCCCUGUCCCCUGGAUAUCAACUAACAAUUCCAGGAAGGUCCUCCCAGACCUCUCAGAAAGGUGUAAGCACACAUCUCCACCACCAAAACCUGGAGAGUAGCCCCGAACAAUGGCAAAGGACAGCUGCGUUGAAGUGGCCAUUAUCCUGUGAAGGGGAGGACCAGAAGUGUCCAAAUGAGGUUCAAACGAAGCAGUUUCCACAAAACCUCCCCAGGACACCCACCACCACUUUUUCGGGCUCCUACACAGUUCUGCCCCCUAUAACAGAGUCAAUGGCAGGAAAAGAGCCUGAGCUGAGCCCUGGUGUGAACACAGCCUACCCCAUCCAUAGAAGCAGCUCUGAUGGCUACCUGGGUCAGAUGGAGAAACAGAAGCAGCUGAGGACCAGAGUCACUUACAAGGCGUACAGUCUGAAAGACUACAAGCAGCUGAAGUCCGAUGUGAAUCUGCGAGGCCUGGGCCCUGACUACUCGGCCAUUGAAAAGACAGCUGAGAAAAUGAAACGACAGAAGCUGUAUUCAAAUGUGAUCCGCGAGCAGAACAAAACCAUUAGUAGGAUCCCCUUUCUACUGGCCAAGGACCCGGAAGGCAAUGACAAGAAAGUUCCCAGGAUGAAGGCCUUGGAAUAUGCCAAGACCAUAGCCAAACCCCCUGUACAGGCUCAACCAAAACAGAGACCCAAACACCGGUCUGAAGGCUUCACUGAGCCCGCUCCUUACUUGGAGGACUUGGACGUCUCCCAGCUGGCCACACUGGAAGUCCUUAGAAAACGGCAUGAAGAAGAAAAGCAGGCUGUGGCACUCUUCAGAAAAGUACAUGCUGUCUGAGGCAAGGUGCAAUCAGUCCAUGGAACCUGCGCUCUCAUAGAUAGCCACACUCCAAGAUGUAGGAAACUUGUUGCUGCCUUAUUAAAUUUGCUAGGCCUAGUAUCACAUCAGCAUUCAUUACCACAUACAUUUUUUACACAUUUUUCAAAAUAAUUACGAAAAGAUGAAGCAGCAUCUGUGUUACUUUUAACAUUGUGUGUCACCAGGUCAGAUUUGACAAGAAAUCCACUGGCUCAGUUAUUUCUAGUGUUUUCUCCAUAGAUGCCAGAGAAUAGGUUUACAAUGGUCAUUUUGUAGCUUGGAUUUGGGAUUUGUGCUUGCUUAAAUCUUGGAAGUUAAUGGAGCCACAAAAUCUCACAACUGCCACCAAGACACAUAACACACAGUGGAAUUAACGACUGAGACCCUAACUUCUUGACGUGUACUUUAAAAAACAGACUUUUACUGUAUCGAAGACUUUUUGGAACUGGUAUUGCCCGUUAAAGGAACUUCAGUUUAAAACACGUUGGCAUUGGCUUCACCACUCAGCUGUAGCUACUGGUUCCUGCUUCUCCUUCACAGCGCUGCGAUCUUUGUAUCAUUACUUGUCUCCAGCGUAGGAAUGGACUAUAGUUUAGAGUUUGAUUUAGUCUGUUGAUUGUUGUAGCAGCAGCAGUGUUUAAUGGUACUGUCAUGCAUGAUCAGGCAAUGUUGUGCUUUCACUCCUUGAGUACAGUAAUCAUGUUUAAUGACAUUCUCUCCCUGACUGUGCACUUGAAAUUGCUAUGCACUGCUGCAAAAAUGCAAAAUAGAGCUUUUUAAACAAUCUUAAUAUGAUCUUCUCUAUAUGUAACAUUACUGGUUUUUAAAACAUGUAGAGCGUGUGCCCCAUCUAGGCUGAGUCCUUGGCCGCGGCCCUUUGCUGUAUGUCAUCCCCCCUCUCUCUCCCCAAAAGCCCAAAAAUAUAAUCCUAAACAUGUAAAGCACCCUAACAAAUCAGUCAGAGUUAUUAGAGUCGCUGUGUACCUGAGGCAGGCUGAACAGGUAGUUAGAUAUUUUAGAAAGCUGCACGUCAGUAAAAAUACAUUGAAAUUUUAAGGUACUCAUUAUGUUGUCUGAUGUGACAAAUCCUUUUCACUUAUUGGAAAAAAAAGCUAUAUUAAAAAAAGUGUGUGCAUGGGUCUGAAAGGGAACAGGUGGAUAAACAAAAAGAAGAGUCUUUGCACUGUGGACUAUUACAUUAAACCUGAUGUUCUUGAAUUCUUCUUCAGCUUGCUAAGAUGAAUAAUGAAGCAGCUGUAGCUCUUAAUUCUAAAUCAGUCCUUCCUGUUGUAAUAUAUUUACACACACACACACACACACACACACACGCAGUAACCAUAUUAUCCUUAGAUUUGUAUGCAGUUCAUUAUAUUGAUUUAAGUAGUUGUACUUAGGCAAUAUUAUUGUAUAUAUUUGAAAUGAUCAGACAUAACUGUAUGCAUGUACUGUAUCUGCUCAACAGACAGAUAUUAAACUGUGUCUCUCUGACUUUGUGUUUGCGGCAAGGAUGAGGUGAACUUCACUGGAGACCUGUUGGCCUUAAUGAAAUGAAGUGGUCGUAGUAUGUCAACAUGAGCAAUCCUAGAACCAGUCUACUUUCAACUAUCCCACACCACUAGCUAAUGCCCACCCUCUCUUUUUCAUGGAAGACACAGGUGAUUCCUGUAUUGUUAUUUUAGCCACAUUAUAAAUGUGUCUCCUCUCACCCAAUUGCACAUGGUUACACUGUUUGAAUAAAACCACACACUCUUUGUUG
This is a messenger RNA of Sander lucioperca (pikeperch), 4219 nucleotides long. It is a transcript of the gene jhy, whose product is annotated as junctional cadherin complex regulator. Gene Ontology annotation, biological process: axoneme assembly. NCBI's taxonomy places the organism in Eukaryota, Metazoa, Chordata, Actinopteri, Perciformes, Percidae. The transcript is spliced from 8 exons. The record is from RefSeq and is a predicted model, not a curated record. The coding region runs from base 73 to 2442 and encodes 789 amino acids.